Molecule: messenger RNA, 645 nt
Organism: Paraglomus brasilianum
Lineage: Eukaryota; Fungi; Glomeromycota; Glomeromycetes; Paraglomerales; Paraglomeraceae
Source: the annotation of a GenBank genome assembly
AUGUCAGGCGAUACAAAAAUAUAUGUCUCGUAUAACCAAGUACAUGAAAUAAUAAAGAAAGCAGUUGCGAAAUAUCGAAUAGGUCAAGAAUUUCAACCCGAUUUAAUAAUAGCUAUUGGAGGAGGCGGUUUUAUACCUGCAAGAAUCUUGCGCACAUUUAUCAAACGCCAAGGUAACAAGAAUAUUCUCAUCCAAGCGAUAGGACUCUCUUUAUACGAAGAUAUACACGAUAUAUCCGAUGAAUCUGCUGUGGCACUAGCUAAAGCUACCAAUCAAGUGAUAAAAACCCAAUGGCUAUCAUUCGGUCCUCCAGUCGCUACAACACUUGUUGGUAAGAGCAUUUUAAUCGUAGACGAGGUUGAUGAUACCCGUACAACCCUCUCGUAUGCUGUGCAGGAGCUGCGUAAAGACAUCGCAGAACAAGAGAAAAAGUUUAUAAAAGAACAUCCGGGUAAGAAAGUACCUGAGACUAAGCUCGGCAUAUUCGUAUUGCAUAACAAGAAGAAAGAGAAGAAAAUGCAAUUGCCAGACGAGAGUAUUGUCAGGGCAGGAAGGUAUUGGGCCGCAGAUGAGACCGCAGAUAGAUGGAUUGUAUAUCCAUGGGAAGCAAUCGAUAUCGAAGAGCAUACGCAAAAGUGUGUAUAA